GUCUUUAUUCAAGAAAACUGCACUACCCCUACGAUCGCGACUUGGAUGGAGUAGGGCUUCUGACGCUCGGCCGAGACGUCCAGGACGGGUUCGAAUGGGACUGCUCGGCUAGCUAACGUCAAUUAGCAUUAGCGUGCUAGCUGACUAGCCUGGGAGCUAGCCGGUUAGCUUGGCUAAGUGCAAUUAGUAGGCCAACAUUACUCAUCUUCAAAACCAAACAUUGAGAACACCUGACUACUGACACGACCAUGCCUCCCAGGCCAUCGUCAGGAGAACUAUGGGGUAUGCACUUGAUGCCUCCAAGCAUCCUGGUGGACUGCCUUCUGCCAAAUGGCAUGAUUCUUACAUUGGAGUGCCUCAGGGAGGCAACAUUGAUCACAGUCAAACACGAGUUAUUCAAAGAGGCCAGGAAGUAUCCUCUUCACCAUCUGCUACAGGAGGAGACCUCCUACAUCUUUGUCAGUGUCACCCAAGAGGCUGAGAGAGAGGAGUUUUAUGAUGAGACCAGGCGGCUGUGUGACCUCAGGCUCUUCCAGGCCUUUCUCAAAGUCAUUGAACCAGUUGGCAACAGGGAGGAGAAAAUCCUCAACAGGGAAAUUGGUUUUGCUAUUGGUAUGCCUAUAUGUGAGUUUGAUCUAGUUAAAGACCCAGAAGUGCAGGACUUUAGAAGGAACAUCUUGAAUGUUUGUAAAGAAGCUGUAGAUCUCAGAGACACUAAUGGACCCCACAGUAGAGCCUUGUAUGUCUACCCUCCCAAUGUAGAAUCCUCAGCUGAACUUCCUAAGCACAUCUUCAAUAAGCUAGACAAGGGGCAAAUAAUUGUGGUGAUAUGGGUAAUUGUGUCGCCCAGCAAUGACAAGCAGAAGUACACUCUGAAGAUCAACCACGACUGUGUCCCAGAGCAGGUGAUUGCUGAAGCCAUAAGGAAGAAGACACGGAGCAUGCUCCUCUCCCAUGAGCAGUUAAAGAUGUGUGUGCAGGAAUACCAAGGAAAAUACAUCCUCAAAGUCUGUGGCUGCGAUGAGUACUUACUGGAGAAAUACCCCCUGAGUCAGUACAAGUAUGUGCGUAGCUGUAUCAUGCUCGGCCGUAUGCCUAACUUGAUGCUAAUGGCGAAAGACAGCCUGUAUUCCCAGCUGCCCAUGGACACCUUUACUAUGCCAUCAUAUGCUCGACGAAUCUCCACGGCAACACCCUACAUGAAUGGGGAAACAGCCACCAAGUCACUAUGGACUAUCAAUGGAACACUAAGGAUCAGGAUACUGUGUGCCACCUAUGUCAAUGUCAACAUCAGAGACAUUGACAAGAUCUAUGUCAGGACGGGGAUAUACCACGGUGGGGAGCAGCUUUGUGACAAUGUUAACACUCAACGUGUGCCGUGCUCAAACCCCAGGUGGAACGAGUGGCUGAGCUACGACAUGUACAUUCCAGAUAUCCCCCGAGCAGCCCGACUCUGCCUCUCCAUAUGCUCUGUGAAAGGGAGGAAGGGGGCUAAAGAGGAGCAUUGUCCCCUAGCCUGGGGCAAUAUCAACCUGUUUGACUACACUCAUACGUUAGUGGCAGGGAAGAUGGCUCUGAAUUUAUGGCCGGUCCCACAUGGGCUUGAAGACCUACUCAAUCCCAUUGGUGUCACAGGGUCCAACCCCAACAAGGAAACCCCUUGUCUGGAACUAGAGUUUGACCAUUUCAGUUGCCCAGUCAAGUUCCCUGAUAUGACCACCAUUGAGGAACAUGCAAACUGGAACAUAUCCAGAGAGCUUGGAUUUAAUUACUGCCACACCAGUUUGAGUAACCGCUUGGCACGUGACAACCCCCUGACGGACAGCGACAAUGAGCAGCUACGUCUGGUGUGCAACAGAGACCCACUGUCUGAAAUAACUGAGCAGGAAAAAGACUUCCUAUGGAGGCACAGACAUCACUGUGUGAAUAUGCCAGAGAUCCUUCCCAAGCUCCUCUUGGCUGUGAAAUGGAACUCCAGAGAUGAGGUUGCACAGAUGUAUUGCCUUCUGAAGGACUGGCCAGCCAUUAAGCCAGAACAAGCCAUGGAGUUGCUAGAUUGCAACUUUCCUGAUCCCAUGAUCAGAGAAUUUGCUGUGAAGUGCCUUGAGAAAUACCUAACUGAUGACAGACUCUCACAAUACCUCAUUCAGUUGGUUCAGGUUCUAAAGUAUGAGCAGUACCUUGAUAACCCACUUGCACGGUUCCUCCUGAAAAAGGCACUAACCAAUCAGCGGAUAGGACAUUUCUUCUUCUGGCAUUUAAAGUCAGAGAUGCACAACAAGACAGUGAGCCAGCGGUUUGGCCUACUGCUGGAGUCUUACUGCCGGGCCUGUGGCAUGUACCUGAAGCACCUUAGCAGACAGGUUGAAGCUAUGGAGAAACUUAUCAAUCUCACGGAUCUCCUCAAACAGGAGAAGAAAGAUGAGGCGCAGAAGGUUCAAAUGAAGUUUCUGGUGGAGCAGAUGAAAAGGCCUGACUACAUGGAUGCACUGCAAAGUUUCACUUCCCCUCUGAAUCCAGCACAUCAGCUCGGCAACCUCCGCCUGGAGGAGUGUAGAAUGAUGUCGUCAGCCAAGCGUCCUCUUUGGCUCAACUGGGAAAACCCAGACAUGAUGUCGGAGCUCCUCUUCACGAGCAAUGAAAUCAUUUUCAAAAAUGGAGAUGAUCUAAGGCAAGACAUGCUGACGCUGCAGAUCAUCAGGAUAAUGGAGAAUAUCUGGCAGAACCAGGGGCUUGAUCUCAGGAUGCUGCCGUAUGGCUGCAUGUCAAUUGGAGACUGCGUGGGAUUGAUAGAGGUGGUGAGGAACUCUCAUACCAUCAUGCAGAUCCAGUGCAAAGGAGGACUGAAGGGGGCGCUGCAGUUCAACAGCCACACACUGCAUCAGUGGCUCAAGGAUAAAAAUAGGGGGGAGAUGUAUGACCAAGCCACAGAUCUCUUUACACGGUCAUGUGCAGGCUACUGUGUAGCCACUUUUAUCCUGGGCAUAGGAGACCGACACAACAGCAACAUCAUGGUCAAAGAUGAUGGACAGCUGUUCCACAUUGACUUUGGCCAUUUCCUGGAUCAUAAAAAGAAGAAGUUUGGAUACAAGAGGGAGCGUGUGCCCUUCGUGUUGACACAGGACUUCUUGAUUGUUAUCAGUAAAGGAACCCAAGAAUGCACAAAAACAAGGGAGUUUGAAAGGUUCCAGGAGAUGUGUUACAAAGCCUACCUGGCUAUCCGUCAGCAUGCUAACCUCUUCAUCAACCUCUUCUCCAUGAUGCUGGGCUCGGGGAUGCCUGAGCUGCAGUCAUUCGAUGACAUCGCCUACAUCCGAAAGACCCUGGCCCUGGACAAGACCGAGCAGGAGGCUCUGGACUACUUCAUGAAGCAGAUGAAUGAUGCCCACCACGGUGGCUGGACGACCAAGAUGGACUGGAUCUUCCACACCAUCCGUCAGCAUGCCAUGAACUGAGACAACAGCCAGAACAAAGAAGGAGAGAUAAACAAAGCGUUGUGGCAGUAAAGCAUGCUGUGAGCCAGCAUGCUUUAUAUAUAUCAUGGCCUACACGUAGGCCAUGAUAUCCCUGCCAGUGUUUCUGAAUAUCAUCUGCCAUUUGUCCGGACUUAAGAUGGCAGGAUGGA
This is a messenger RNA of Lampris incognitus (smalleye Pacific opah), 3625 nucleotides long. Its product is annotated as phosphatidylinositol 4,5-bisphosphate 3-kinase catalytic subunit alpha isoform. The transcript has 21 exons. Gene Ontology annotation, cellular component: phosphatidylinositol 3-kinase complex, class IB; phosphatidylinositol 3-kinase complex, class IA; plasma membrane. Lineage: Eukaryota; Metazoa; Chordata; Actinopteri; Lampriformes; Lampridae. Gene Ontology annotation, biological process: phosphatidylinositol-mediated signaling; cell migration; phosphatidylinositol-3-phosphate biosynthetic process. The record is from RefSeq and is a predicted model, not a curated record. Gene Ontology annotation, molecular function: 1-phosphatidylinositol-4-phosphate 3-kinase activity; 1-phosphatidylinositol-3-kinase activity. The coding region runs from base 249 to 3455 and encodes 1068 amino acids.